AUGGGUGAUUGGAACUUGCUGGGGAGCAUCUUGGAGGAGGUUCACAUACACUCCACCAUCGUGGGAAAAAUCUGGCUCACAAUCCUCUUCAUCUUCCGCAUGCUUGUGCUUGGAGUCGCUGCGGAAGAUGUCUGGGACGACGAGCAGAGCGAAUUUGUGUGCAACACAGAGCAACCUGGUUGCAAGAACGUCUGCUAUGACCAGGCGUUUCCCAUCUCCCUCAUCCGCUACUGGGUCCUACAGAUCAUCUUCGUCUCUUCGCCGUCUUUGGUUUACAUGGGACACGCACUUUACCGACUCCGAGCUCUGGAGAAGGAACGGCACAAGAAGAAAGCUCAACUAAAGAUGGAGCUGGAGGAAACAGAGGCUGUUUUAGACGAACAUAAAAGGAUUGAGAAGGAACUUAAAAAGCAUGAAGAGCAGAAGAAAGUGAGGAAGGCUCCUUUGAGGGGUUCCUUACUGCGGACGUACGUGUUGCAUAUCUUGACCAGGUCGGUGGUGGAGGUUGGAUUCAUAGUGGGGCAGUACAUGCUGUAUGGUAUCGGACUGGCCCCGUUGUACACGUGCGAGCGCGACCCCUGUCCCAACAGUGUGGAUUGCUUCGUCUCGAGACCGACGGAGAAGAACAUUUUUAUGAUUUUCAUGUUGGUCAUUGGAGGAGUAUCUCUGUUCCUCAAUCUCCUGGAGAUAUUCCAUCUUGGCGUCAAAAAGAUCAAGCAGAGUAUCUAUGGAUCUAAGUACAACGGACAAGACGACAGCAUUUGUAGAUCAAAGAAGAACUCUAUGGUCCAACAGGUGUGUGUCCUUACCAAUUGCUCGCCACAAAAACUUGCGCACUUGACACUUCCCGUGUCUUUCGCAAAUGUGCCAGACGGACAGGUGGAAACUUUGCCUCACUACAUGCCAUUGACUGGUAAUCUUUCUAACCAGAGAGUGCCAAACAAUGACCCUAAUGGACAUGAUCAGCACCCCAGACAGAACCGACUUCCAAGCCAGCCUGAAUUUCAAGCUCUCCAUCAGCUCGGGUCCACAGAAUGCCGAUCCACCUUGGAUAACCGUCUACAGUCCUGCAGCAGUGAGGAGUCUGGACCCAAAGGCUUUGGGCAGCCAAAACAUCUGAGUCAGCAGCCCAGAGCUUCACUAAGGGCCAGUCAUAUAGAGAUACCUGCCGCCUUAAGGAACGCCCUGCGGAACAAGAGUCGGGUCAGCCAGUGUAAAGACUUCAGCGAGGAGAGCGAUUCCUCAGAGAGUGGAAACUUCCCCACUGGCAGAAAAGCCAGCUUUAUGUCCCGGGAGCUUUCAGAGAGUUCAUCGGAUAGUCCAAGUUCCAAGAACGGAUCAGAUGCAGAAGCCAGCCGUCUAGCUCAGGGUGAGAGUCCCGCUAUGACACCACCACCAGCCAGCGGUCGAAGAAUGUCAAUGAGCAUGAUUCUGGAACUCUCUUCGAUCAUGAAGAAGUGA
Molecule: messenger RNA, 1461 nt
Organism: Triplophysa rosa
Lineage: Eukaryota; Metazoa; Chordata; Actinopteri; Cypriniformes; Nemacheilidae
Gene: gja10b
Product: gap junction protein alpha 10 b
Biological process (GO): cell communication
Cellular component (GO): connexin complex
Source: RefSeq, a predicted model, not a curated record